AUGGCAGGCGGAAAACAGCCAUUCAACAUCUUCAAGUUGAACCGGGGAGACGACCCGAAGGAAGUCCUGAACUGGAGAUUAUGGCUCGCCGUCUUCUCCUUCGGUUUGAUGGGAGCCGCCCGAGGUGUCGAUGAAGGUCUCAUCAGUGGCACUCUCAGCUCGAAGCAUUUCAGGCACAAGAUAGGGAUUAGUUACCCCGAUCAGAUCACCGAGGAGGAGUACGCCAACAUCAAGGCGAACGUCUCGGCCAUGGUGCAGAUUGGCAGUGUCGCCGGUGCUGGACUCGCUUUCGUUCUCUGUGAUCGCAUCGGUCGCCUCUGGGCAACGCGUCAACUCUGCCUCAUCUGGAUCAUCGGUAUCGUCAUCUUCUUGACCAACAACGGCAGCCUGGGCCAGGUCUACGCUGGCCGCUUCAUUGCUGGCUUGGGUAUCGGCCAGACCACCGUCGUCGCCCCCGUAUACCUCUCCGAGAUCUCCCCCAAGUCUGUCCGCGGUUUCUGCACGACAACCUUCUCUGGAUCCGUCUACCUCGGUAUCAUGUUGGCAUACUUUGCCAGCUGGGGAUCCUCCAUCCACAUUUCCGACAAGACGGACACGCGCUGGGUUGUCCCAACCACCCUCCACAUCAUGUUCGCCGGUAUCAUCUUCAUCCUCUCCUUCUUCAACUACGAGUCUCCUCGCUAUCUCGUCAGGAGAGGCAAGGACGAGCAAGCCAUUGUCAACCUGGCUCGCGUCCGCAAUCUCCCCGUCGACCACCCAGUCGUCGUUUCUGAGAUCGCUGAGAUUCAGGCUCAGCUAAACGAAGAAAAGGAAGCUACCCUAGGCCUAGGAUGGAAGGGCCUCAUCAAGGAGAUGUUCUUGAUGCCCAGCAACCUCUAUCGAAUCCACAUCGGCCUCCUUUCACAGCUCCUCUCUCAGUGGUCAGGUGCUCAGUCAAUCACAAUCUAUGCACCUGAUUUUUUCGCUUUAUUAGGAACGACAGGCCAGAACGAGAAGCUAUUCGCAACUGCGAUCUUCGGUGUCGUCAAAUUGGUGGCGGCGCUGAUGUGCGCGUUUUUCCUCGUUGAUGUUAUUGGCCGCAAGCGCUCGCUUGCCAUUGGAAUCUUUCUCCAGGCCAUGUCAAUGAUGUACGUGGCUAUCUUCCUUACUGUCGCGGGGGAAAAGGAUUCCACAGAUUACUCCAACUCGGAGAAGCAUGCCAGUGUCGGCGCUAUUGUGAUGAUUUACGUUUCUGGCUUUGGCUGGGCGAUGGGAUGGAACACCAUGCAAUACCUUCUCAACGCGGAGAUGUACCCUCUACGCAUCCGUGCCAUCAGCUCCAGUCUGGUCAUGUGCUUCCACUUCGUCAACCAGUACGGGAACAGCCGUGCCGUCCCCAACAUGCUGUUGAAGCCCAGUUUGGGCGGCAUGGGACCGGCAGGAACCUUCUGGUUCUUCACUGUCAUCACGGCCAUUGGUGGAUUGUGGGCGUGGUUCUUCAUUCCGGAGACGGCAGGACGCAGUCUCGAGAGCAUGGAUCGUCUCUUCACCCUCAAGUGGUACCAGAUUGGUACCAAGGGGCAACAGGAGGCCGAGAUGCAACAGACGGUCGAGACCGAGAAGAUGCAGCAAGAGGAGGCGAGUCGGGGAACUGCGGUGCAUACAGAGAGGGCGCAGGGUGUUUGA
This is a messenger RNA of Pseudogymnoascus verrucosus, 1665 nucleotides long. RefSeq lists its product as uncharacterized. The transcript is spliced from 2 exons. The record is from RefSeq and is a predicted model, not a curated record. Gene Ontology annotation, cellular component: membrane. Gene Ontology annotation, biological process: carbohydrate transport; transmembrane transport. Gene Ontology annotation, molecular function: carbohydrate:proton symporter activity. Lineage: Eukaryota; Fungi; Ascomycota; Leotiomycetes; Thelebolales; Thelebolaceae. The coding region runs from base 1 to 1665 and encodes 554 amino acids.